Cornus florida is the source of this 2690-nucleotide messenger RNA. RefSeq lists its product as uncharacterized. The record is from RefSeq and is a predicted model, not a curated record. Gene Ontology annotation, molecular function: zinc ion binding. The transcript has 6 exons. The coding region runs from base 202 to 1524 and encodes 440 amino acids. Lineage: Eukaryota; Viridiplantae; Streptophyta; Magnoliopsida; Cornales; Cornaceae.
CUCUUCUCUCUCCUAAUCCUGACCCUUCUUCUUCAACAAAUAUCUUUAUAUAUAUAUAUAUAUAUUUUUAGAAUCACAGUUUCUAUCAGUUUCAGAAUUAAUAAUCUUUCUUUUCUAGAUCUUGAUCUUCUCUGUUACAAUAUAACAUAAAUUAUUCAUUCAUUUCUUAUUCUCGAGCCUAAGUAGGAAGAACGAGAAACAAUGCAAGCAACCCAUCCAGUCACUAUCUCAGUUGCAGAUGAUCCAACAAAGGCUAAUCUGGAAAGCAGUCCCACAAAUGAAGUUGUAAAUUCAGAACCAAGAGUGAGGUGCUCAGAUCUCUCCCUUCAAAUACCUCCUAGGCCCUCAGGCUUUGGCAGUAGCCGUAGUGGAAAGGGAUUACUCCACUCUCAAGGUGGGUCUUCAUCAGGAGGCUUUCUUCGGGCUUUAAGCUUCAAGAAGAAAGUUACUGCACCUGACGGUGAGAAAACCUCUCUCCUCAAUUCGGAUCCCGAAAGCCCAGUUUUGGCCAAUUUAGUGUCCGCUUGGAAAAGAUGUACUUCUCUUCCAGUGUCGCCUGCCUCAAAAUUGUCCCCUUCAGCUACCACGCCUGCUUCAGCAAGGACAUAUGGUGAAAGGCAGAAGUCACAUAUAGGGGCUGUUCAAGCUACCGUUUCGAGGUCCCUCUCUAUUCCUGGGAGAAAUAUUGUUAUUGUAAGAUCGGUGUCUUUUGCUACACGUAAAGAGCCUGUUCAAAGUACAGAUCCUAAUGAUGAAUCAGAUCAAAUAACUCCUGCUCCAACGGAAGAUGAUGAUGAAGAGAUUCCUGAAGAGGAAGCAAUAUGCAGGAUCUGUUACGAAGCUUGUGAAGAAGAAAAUACACUCAAGAUGGAAUGUAGUUGCAAAGGUGCUCUCAGACUUAUACAUGAAGCAUGUGCAAUUAAGUGGUUUAGCCAAAGAGGAAACAAGAUUUGCGAGGUCUGUGGGAAAGAGGUUUUGAACUUACCAGUGACAUUGCUUCGUUUGUCGAGUUCCACUCAAAGAGAUAACAGGCAGGAGCGCAAUCAACAGAUUUUGAAUUCGCGAUCAGUAAGUGCCUGGCAAGACUUUGUGGUGCUUGUUUUAAUUAGCACAAUAUGCUAUUUUUUCUUCCUUGAGCAGCUACUGCUUACCAUUCUAAUACAGUGGCUCACGGUAUAUAUGCCCAAGUCCCUCCUCGUCCAGAUCCGAUGUGGGACAAGAAUCACACCCUCGUUGUGGUCGAACCACCCUGCUUACCCAGGGCUGACCCGGGCACCUCCCAACCAAGCGUUUAGCGUGUCACCGGAUCGAUCGUUGAUACCAAUUGUAACGGGUCGGGCACUUGCCAACCGACCUAAAAGCUUAAGUUGUUGGGUGGUGCUGCCUACUCUCUCAUAUAUGCCCAAGUCUCUCCCCAUCUGGAUCCGAUAUGGGACAAGAAUCUCUAACACUUACUAUCAUACAUGCAAAAAAACAAUAGCUCCAAAAAUAUUUGUUCAAGCUGUCUUUGUCAUUUUUCACUAAUUAGUACCCAUCUUGCUUCACUUUCAAAUCCAUUUUUACUAACACACAAAUGACUCUGAUCUUUGGUAUGUUUCAAAGCGGCUGUCUCAGACAACCAAUCAGAGCUCAGACCCCACAUGACCAAGCGUCAGCUUCUUUGAUGCGUCAUAGUGGGCAAGUCUUCUCAUAAGAUCCUCCAUGGAGUAAUACAAAGGAUGUAGAAUCAGGACCACCUUAGUUCAACUGUUCAGCUAAGAGCACUUCAGUUUGCUUGGAUCAAAAAGUUGCAUGAGCAUCCUAGUGAUCACUUAAAUGGCUAUUUCACUGUGCUUCCAUUAUCAUGAUCUAGUAGCCAUUUUGAUAUGAUUAGGGACAUAAAAAUAUCAGAAUGUGAGCGGCUAUGAAGCAUGGAUUCUUCUAGAAGGAAACUAUAGGAUAUAUUGUUUGUAUUGGACAUUGAUACUUGGAUAUUUGUGAAUACGCGUCUUUCUAAGAAUUUUAUAACCUGAAAAUAAAGUUUUUAAUUUCAAACACGGAUCCACUAUUUAAAAAGUUCAUAUGUCCGAAAAAGAGAUUUGGCGUUUCUAGUAUAUCAUCAUGCUAUAAGGUAUAAUUGUGAUAAACUCAACAAAAAAUAAAGUAUAGUUGUUAAGAAAAACAAUAAAACAGAGUUCAAAUGGUGGAUUGUUUUUCGUAGACAAGAAGAAUUGAGAUAUAAUUAGGGUAAAUCAUGUCAGUUUGGUCCAAGUACGUCCAUGCAACAUAAGUUUCAUUUUUCUUAUGGGAUUUUAGGCACAUCAAACAUUUGAUAGACUGGUAAAAAAUGAGGGUUUGUUGCAAUAUUUGUAAAUAACGUGACAAACAAUUACUUUCAAAUUUUUAUAUGUACAAUAUACAUAUGUAGUUACAUACAUACAUCUGUACUGCCAUGCUAGUUGCAUCCACAUCAUUUUUUUUUAUGUCAUAUUGAUGCAUCCAUCCAUAACUUCUUGUAUUUGUAUCCCAUAUUCCCACCAGGGGCGGAGGGCUCCGCCCCUGAUUCCCACAUCCAUAUCUAUGCUUCAUAGGCUAAUUCAGAAUUCAUAUACUUUUGAGUAGAGGUGACAGAAAUAGUACCAAUUCAGAAUUUUAAUUUACAUGUUUAUACAUUGAUAUCGGACACGGCAGUGCCAAAUUUACACCUUCCU